Messenger RNA from Auanema sp. JU1783, 1179 nucleotides. Lineage: Eukaryota; Metazoa; Nematoda; Chromadorea; Rhabditida; Rhabditidae. The record is from the annotation of a GenBank genome assembly.
AUGUCUCGUGUUGCUGACAAAAGACAAAUAUCAGUGGAAGUGACUUCUUCCUCUUCUGCUAGCUCUCCUUCAGACUCUUCCAACGAGCAAGGAAGUAAAACUAAAAAAGCUCGAUUCUCCAUUGACACAAUUUUGGAAGAACCUACAACUACUGUGGCUGCUACAGUGGUCGUGAGUAGUACAGCAUCCUCAGCUCCCAAAUCAUCAACGCCGACUCCCGAUGAGGAUGAGCUUACAACGAGUUGCACAUCACCCAUAUCUAUACAAGCUACCUCAGACGUAUUGAAAGAUUCCACACAGAACUUGUCCCCUCAAGGAGACUCUCUGGAUGGAAUCCAAUGUCGACUAGAAGGAUCAGAGCUUUGGGCGAAAUUCUACGAGCUUGGCACGGAAAUGAUCAUUACCAAGAGCGGAAGACGAAUGUUUCCCACAGUUAAGUUAUCAGUAUCAAAUAUUGACCUGGAUGGUUUAUACUAUGUGUUCCUCGAUGUUGUACCAGUAGAUAACAAACGCUAUCGUUACAUCUACAACAAAUCGGCGUGGUUAACUGCCGGCAAAGCAGAACCAGCCCCUAAAAAUAGGCUUUAUCUACAUCCAGAUGCGCCAUUCACAGGAGAGCAGCUCAUGAAACAAGUAGUCUCUUUCGAAAAAGCCAAGCUAACAAACAAUGAAGUCGAUAGAGCAGGCCAUUUGAUCCUCAACUCAAUGCAUAAAUAUCAACCUCGAAUCCAUAUUGUUCGUAGGGCUAAAGGACAGCCUCUUGAUCCUAACAAGGUUCAAUUAAAUGAAGAAGUCCAUCGUACCUUUGUUUUCACUGAAACUCAGUUUAUGGCCGUCACUGCCUAUCAAAACCAACUUAUAACGAAGCUGAAAAUCGAGAAAAAUCCUUUCGCUAAGGGUUUCAGAGAUCCCAGUGGUCGAUCACCUGAAUACGAAUCAGAAUCUCGAUCGGAAGGUCCACUUCUGAUACCACCAAUGUACAACCCAGUUGUUCUCCAGCAGGCUUUACUUAGUCAAUAUUACCUAAAAGCUGCAGCAUCCGGUACUCUCCCUGCGGCUCUUCAUCCUACUCUUCUUAGCCAAAUGCUUCUUUCCACCGCUCAAUUUCCUUUUCCUUUUCUUAGGAAUUCCGAGCUCGAAGACAAUCCCUCCAAGCCGGCUGAGACUGUAAAUAUUUAA